Molecule: messenger RNA, 4982 nt
Organism: Drosophila hydei
Lineage: Eukaryota; Metazoa; Arthropoda; Insecta; Diptera; Drosophilidae
Exons: 9
Coding region: 355-4797 (1480 amino acids)
Biological process (GO): protein autoprocessing; positive regulation of DNA-templated transcription
Cellular component (GO): nucleus; endoplasmic reticulum membrane
Molecular function (GO): sequence-specific DNA binding; DNA-binding transcription factor activity
Source: RefSeq, a predicted model, not a curated record
CCCAGUUGCUGUUCACACUCUAACCGAUUUAGAUAUCGCGCUCUGGUUGUACGAAAAAAUUAAAAAAAAAAGAAAUAGAUAUAUAUAUACACAUAUAUCAAAUCAAAUAGAAAUCACGGCACACAAAUAAUAAAAGGCGAGCGCCGUAGUCGUUGUUAGUAAAAUUAAAUCGCGUAUACGAAGCGUGAAACCCAAAGCGAUCAAAUAAACGUAAACAAUUAUAGUUAAAUACAAGCGUCAAACUAACGGAAAUUUGUUCCAAACAACAAGCGGUAUGAUGCGGUAGAGUCUGCCAAGAUCUGGCAAUGAUGACGACUAACGUAUAAAUAUUUAUUGGACUAACAACUUUUGGAUAUGAAUAUGGAAUUUGAAUUUCCGGACUUUUCUCGCCCAGACUUUAUGGAUGGCAUCGACAAUGAGGCACUCGAUUUGUUUAUGCAAGCCGCUGGCGUCGGAUCGCUCGAUGAUGCAGCACAGCACGGCAACAAUGAGACGCUCAGCUUGGAGCAGACAGCCGGAAUUGGUGGCAUCUCCAAACUUGAAUCGCCGCACACGCCGCCAAUGAACGUGCUGGAUGCACAGCUGGGCACGACGGGGCGGGUGAGUGCGAUGGCCAUGCCGCUGGCACAUCUGCCCGAGAGUCCGCCCGAUUCGGGCUCUGAGCCCGCCUACAGUCCGCUAGGAGAUGUGCAUGCGCUCAAUGGGCGGGAGCUCAUCUAUUCAGGACUAACAAACAUGCAACACCAACAACAACAACAGCAGCAGCAGCAUCAACAUCAACAGCUGUUGCACACAGAUUUGCAGUUCGCAGCGCCACAGCAAGGACAUCAUUUUGUGGCGCCUGCGCAGGAUGUGCGAGUAAAGCAUGAGACUGGAUUGAUCAUGAAUGCCAACAGCCUGCUCUGCCAGCAGCAACAACAGCAACAGCAGCAGCAGCAGAUGGGCGAGCAACAGUUGCUGUCAAUGCAGCAGCAGCAACAUCACGAUUUACCGCCUGAGCAGCUGCUCUAUCAGCAUUACGAUAAUGGGCAUGGUCUAUAUGGAGCUGGCAGCUAUCAAAAUCUGACGAACAUGUCCACCUGCAUGUUGACCUCGCCAUUGGGCCUGGGCGAUCGCGUUCAGGUGAUUGGCACCAGUCAAUUGUCGCUGAAUCGCAGCUCCACGCCCUCGACGCCAGUGCAUUCGCUGUCCCGCAAGCGCAAGAUGUCCACCCAGUUGGAUUGCCCGGACUUUGCGCCCAGUGUGCCCAAACAUGAGACGGGUCUAUUAAUCAGUCCGUUGCGCAGCUCUCAUCAUUCCAUUGCAGCUGCACCGAGCAGCAGUAGCAGCAGCAGCAGCAGCAGUCAUCACAGCGAACACGAUCCGAGCAAGACACCCGCGCACUCACAUUGCUCCGCCUCCGUUUCUCCAGCCUUGUCCGGCAUCAACUCCCAGACAGAGAAUAGCCUGGAUGGGCAGAUCAGUAAUGCAGCAGGUGGCAGUGGGUCAGGCAGCGAAGCUGGUGAUCCAGCUUUGACGCAAUGCAUCCGAUUCAGCCCCUUUCAGCCAGAGAAUUGGCACAAACUGUGCGAUCAGAGCCUGCAGGAGCUGUCCGUCAUUUAUUAUCGUGUGGAUGCGGACAAAGGAUUCAACUUCAGCGUCUCGGAUGACGCGUAUGUGUGCCAGAAGAAGAAUCACUUUCAGGUCACGUGCCAUGCGCGCCUUCAAGGAGAUGCCAAAUUUGUGAAGACACCGUCCGGCUUGGAGAAAAUCAAAUCCUUUCACUUGCAUUUCUACGGUGUCAAAUUCGAGGCGCCCAAUCAAACAAUACGCGUGGAGCAGAGCCAAUCGGAUCGCUCCAAGAAGCCAUUCUAUCCCGUACCUAUCGAUCUCCAGAGCCAUAUUGUCAGCAAGAUUACCGUGGGGCGUUUGCACUUCUCGGAGACAACCAACAAUAAUAUGCGUAAGAAGGGACGCCCCAAUCCGGAGCAACGUUUCUUUCAGCUGGUUGUCGGCCUGCAUGUGCACACCACGUCCGGACACUUUCCGGUUGUUAGCCAUGGCAGCGAGCGUAUUAUUGUGCGUGCCUCGAAUCCAGGUCAGUUUGAGUCGGAUGUGGAUCUGUGCUGGCAACGUGGCAUUACACAGGAGUCCAUAUUUCAUGCGGGCCGUGUGGGCAUCAAUACGGAUCGGCCAGACGAGAGUCUGGUCGUGCAUGGCAAUCUCAAGGUAUCCGGCCAUAUUGUUCAGCCUAGCGAUAGUCGCGCCAAACAGGAAAUCGCCGAAUUGGAUACGUCGGUGCAGUUGCGCAAUAUGCAAAAGAUUCGCAUUGUUCGCUAUCGCUAUGAGCCGGAAUUUGCGGUGCAUUCGGGCUUGAGGCGCGAAAGUGACACUAGAGAAAUUGUCGAUACGGGCGUUAUAGCGCAGGAGGUGCGUGAGGUUAUACCGGAUGCAGUCCAAGAGGCUGGCAGCGUUGUACUCCCCAAUGGAAAUGUUAUUGAGAACUUUUUGCUGGUCAACAAGGAUCGUAUACUAAUGGAGAACAUUGGGGCCGUUAAGGAGCUAUGCAAGGUGACCGGAUCGCUUGAGACGCGUAUCGAGAAUCUGGAGCGAGCCAACAACACUCACAAUAAUCAUCAAUUGCGUGCCAAGGAUUUGUUAGAGCCACGUUGCAUUUUACCACCACGCGUUCGCAAAUCAAAUAGUCGCAGCAAUGAGGGCUACGAAAUCUGCUCCAGCCGCCUAAUGCAGGUCAUCAUCUUUCUGCUGAUCAUUGUGAUGGCAGCCUGCUUGGCUGCUGUUUCUACACUGUAUUUUGUGGAGCACAAUAAGCAACAGCAGCAGCAACAUUUGGAAGGGUAUCCCGGGUUCGGCGAUGGUCACCUCUUUCGGCCCGAUGGAACGACUCGGUUUAGUGACGAGGAUCGAUACAAUUUCCAGCAAAGUUUGCAAACGCUGUUCAAGAACAAAACGCAUGGCGCGUGGCCCAGCUUAAUGUAUGCAGCGAGCACUACGCGUCCCACUGGCAGAAGCAGCCAAGCUUUACGCUUAAGCGACGGCGAUGUUGAGGAGGAGGAGGAGCUGACGGCUGUCAUGAACAAUCCACAGGUGAAUUUACCGUUGCCCAAACUUCAUGCACCACAGCCACGCAUCACAACCACUGCACCACGCAACAACAACAACAAGACAAUUGUUAGCAAAAACAAAUCGAAAUGGCCCGUCUCACAGGAUGCACUGCGUCCGGGUGCUGCUCAAAAGCUGCUGCAAAGCGCACGCGUUGCAGCUGUCAGUCGAACUCUAGCCAGCAGCACAAACGAAACGGAUGGUUCCUCCGAGAAGCCACAGGGCAUAACACUCUCCCAGGACUUCGAGAAUAAUUCCAUUGAUGUGGACGCACAGCAGCAGCAACAGCAACGAUUGCUGCAGCAGCAACAACAGCCGCAGCAACAGCAACAGCAGCCGCCUUUAAAGCCCUCCUCCAAGCUGGACGAGCGCAUUAUCGUUGUGAACACCGUUGCCAGCACAGCUGUAGAUAAUUUCUCGUCCUCCGAUGCCGGCCAGGCUAUAAGAAAGCUGAAUGCAGGCGAUGCCGCCAUUUAUAAUGUAUACAAAACCGUUUCGCCACCAACAGCCAACUUGGCUCUAACUACCAACAAGGUGAGCACAGAGCAGAGUCACGUCCAGAGCACGCUAUCCCUUGCCUUAGAUGUGCCGCCGCCAGCAGCUGUGCGCAACAGCAGCGGGAACAAGGAGAGUGCUGAUGCACUCGAUCUGCAAAAUCUGAGCAAUACAAAUGAAUCGGAAGCUGUGGAUAAUCCCAUAACAGCACUCUUUGGCUUUGAGUACACGGAUGCGGGUUUACGGGAUUCCGCAGUGGGUCGACGGUCGGCUAACCAACGUAGUCUGGACUGGAUUAGACACAAGAGCCUAAAGACGCCGCUGUUUGGCCAGCCAAAGGAAUGCAGUGGCGAGGAGGCAAACAGCGCUAACUGUCAGUCCAACUGCUUUGAGUCACAGCAACCGGCUGCAGCUGCUGCGGAUAAUGUGGACGCGAAUGUCAAGAAACAACAUGUGGAGGAAGAUCUACAAUCCGCAGAGCAGGACCAGGAAGAGGAGGAGCCGGAUAUAUUGAUCAUACAGCCAGUAGCUGGAAAUGAGACCAACGCCUACCAUGGCAAAAACUCGCACAGCACAGCUGCACGAUCCAAGCAAUUAGCUAGCGAAACAGGCGUUUCUGCUGGCGAGGAUGCUAUAUACACUGUGCUAAAUGCCGCACCUGCUGCAGCAGCCGAACAUGUAGAGGCAGCACCACUGGCUACAGCCACGGCUGUGCCACAUCCCUUAGAUUGCUGGAGCAUUACCAGCUGCGUGCUGGCGGGGCUAAACAAUCACACAAUUGAUGUGGCUCAGUUUUGUCCCAGCUCCGGAAGCUCAUUGAAUAUCACCUAUACGGUGCCUGUGUCUAAGUUUUUACAAGCUGCCAGCUUAGAGCUGCAUUUCAGUUCCAGCAAGCCCAUGCAGUGGUCUAUUUGCAGCGAUGAUGAGCAGUCCAAGGCCAAUGUAGGUGCACAGCUAAACGAGGAUGAGGAGGCGCUACCAAGCAGCAGCAGCAGCAGCAACUGGGUAAAGGUACUCAAGCAGCUGGGUAAUAAUAAACUCAUUCUAGCGCUUGAUAUGCCCAAUCGUGGCUACUUUCUGCGCGAGUUUAUGCUGCGCGCCAGUACAGACCUGGAACAACAAAAACUAUGCGAUGACAACGCCCAUGUGGCAAACCCUAUACUGCAGUACAACUUUAGCAUCGUAAGAAAUUGUGAUUAGUUAACAAACAAUUUAAUUUAUGGCACGGAUUGGAUCAAAAAUGAAAACGAAAAGAAAAACAACAAAAAAUAAAGAUUUAAUUCCUGGCUCAGCGGCAACUGAUCGCAGUUGAAUGUGGGCAGCAAUAACAAAUUUGACAACAAAAAAACUACAAAAAAAAACAUACAAAAAUGCAUUCAAAACUU